This is a messenger RNA of Neohortaea acidophila, 818 nucleotides long. RefSeq names its product GrpB protein-domain-containing protein. The record is from RefSeq and is a predicted model, not a curated record. Bases 118 to 801 code for a protein of 227 amino acids. The transcript has a single exon. NCBI's taxonomy places the organism in Eukaryota, Fungi, Ascomycota, Dothideomycetes, Mycosphaerellales, Teratosphaeriaceae.
UCAAUCUCAAGUCCCCGAAAUCCAGUCAAUUGAUGAAUCGCAACCGUAUAGCCCAUUAGACGUCAGCCGCACAUUUCCGGUAUUCAACCAGCACGUCGACAUUCCACUUUUCUGAACAUGCCAAACGAAACGGUCAACGGAGUUCCCAUAAAAUCCAUUGUCGAAAAGUCCCCGUUCGACCCUGCACUCGUCCAACGGAUUACCAGGCGCGAAGACAACAAAAAGUUCGCACUCGACGUGAUCGAGUCAGAUCCGCAAUGGCCCGUCCACUUCCAGACCUUUAAAUCCCGCAUCCUCGCAGCACUCGAGCAGCAAAGCCCCGCCGAUGAGGCGCGCAAAGACAACGCGCCCCAAGUCACUGUCCUGGCCGUCAACCACGUCGGCUCCACCGCGGUCCCCGGACUCGCCGCCAAAGCCAUCCUGGACAUCGACCUCAUCCUCUCCGACAACACUCUCGCGGCCGAAGCCUUCUACGUGCCGCGCCUCGAGGCAGCCGGCUUCCAAUUUCUGUUUCGAAACCCGCAGUGGCACGAGCAGCGCUUCUUCCGCUCCGAGCAGCCCAUGUACUGCCAUUUGCACGUCUUUGGUCCGCUAUGUCCGGAGGUGGAGCGGCACCGUAUCUUCCGCGACUGGUUAAGGGAGCAUGCUGAUGAUAGGGAGCUUUAUGCGAGCACGAAGCGGGAGGCCUCUGCUGUGACUAUAGCCAAAGGGGAGUUUAUGGAUGAGUAUAAUGCUCGAAAAUCGGGGGUGUUGCUGGGGAUAUACAAAAAGGCUUUCACUGAAUUGGGGUAUAUAUCUUGAUGAAGUAUGAAGAACUA